AUGGAGACCAACAGGUUGAGAAAAUCGAUAAAAGUUGAACUAGAGCAUAAGUUUAUUAGACAAAAAGCAGAAUUUUUAGAAUUAGUGGAGAAGUAAUUGCAAACGAAAUAAGAAAAGUUGAAAGAACAAAUAUAAGAAGAUUAUUAAAACUUAAUUAAUGCUAAUGUUAAGAUUGCAGUAUUAGAGAAAAAAAACGAAGAAAAGGAUAAAAUAAUAGCUGAAUAAGAAAUGAUAAUUCGUGGAUAUAGUGCUACUAUAAACCAUCUUCAAAAUUAAUUUUAAUUGCAUCCAUAAAAUAAGAAAUCAGUCUUUUAAGAGAUGGAGGACCAAAAAAUGAUAGACUACCUAUAAAAUUAAGUAGAAGAUUUAAAAAUGAAGAACUUGAGAUUAUCUCUUAAAUUGACUAAGUUAUUAACAUUUUUCACAGAAUUUAAACUCUAUGAGUCAGAAUUUGCUAGAAUUGCAGUCUCAGAUGAAUGCUCAUGUGAAUAGUUAUAUAAACCGAAAUUGCCAAAUCAAUAGGAUCUUUUAAAUUAGUUGAAAUAAUAGGAGAUAUAUUUUUAAAGUCUUAUCAAAUAAUAAGUAAAUAAUAAAUAAAUAUUUGGGAAGAAUAAUAUAAAUAAUUAUCUGAGAAAAAUGAAGACCUCACUACAGAAAUUAAGGGUUUGAA
Paramecium octaurelia is the source of this 670-nucleotide messenger RNA. Lineage: Eukaryota; Ciliophora; Oligohymenophorea; Peniculida; Parameciidae. The record is from the annotation of a GenBank genome assembly.